GAAGUGACGUCAUUGAUAAGUACCUCUGUAACUGUCGAUCUUCCGCCUACCAGCCAAGCGGACGGAGUGUAUCGCUUUGUGGAUUUCCCCACACACAAAAAACACUCCUGGUUGAUAACGCGAGCAGAGCCGACGCUUCUCUGAGAGUCUUUUUUUCUCCUCAGAUCAACUUGUAACCAGCUUUCCAAAUGAGUGACGGAGAGUGUGACUUCUUCUGCUUCUUCCGCUGUUGCUGAGCGCGCUCUCUACGCGCCUCAGGCAGACGGGAAGACGGGGUGUCUCUGACACAAGCAGGUGGAAAGAGGUGCAGGGAGAAACAGGGAGCUGGAUCCGACAGGUAGGCGGGCCGUCUACCUGUGCGGGUGGUUGAUUCAAUCGAUUGGAUGUCUGUGGACAUGAACAGCCAGGCGUCGGACAGCAACGAGGAAGACUUCGGAGUGAACUCUGGAGAAGAGGAUGAUGAGGACGAUGGAGGAGAAGAGGAGGAUCAGGGCGACCUUGAAACCUACUAUGAUGGUGUGGCCAGCGACGUUGAGCAACAGGGCGCGGACUCCUUUGACCCAGAGGAGUACCUUUUCACUUGUCUGACCUACAAAGAGAGUCAGAGGGUGUUGAUAGAGGAGGUUAACACUGUGGCUGCUGCACUGAAGGUUUUACCAGCAGUAGCAAAACUGAUCCUGGUGCAUUUGCACUGGCAGGUUUCACAAAUACUGGACAGAUAUAAGUCCAACUUGUCUCUGCUGUUGUCGGAUGCUCAGGUCCAGCCCAGCAGCACCUGCAGAUCAGUCCCGGUCCCUCAGUCCCUCCAGUGUGGUGUGUGUCUACAGGUUGUAUGGAGAGACUCCCUGCUGGCACUGCCCUGCCAGCACUCUUUCUGCAAGGCAUGCUGGGAGCAGCACUGCACUGUCCUGGUCAAAGAUGGCAUUGGAGUGGGUAUCACGUGUAUGGCUCAGGACUGUUCCCUGCAGAUGCCAGAAGACUUUGUCCUGCCACUGCUGCCAGGAGAGGAGCUGAAGGACAAAUACAGACGCUACCUCUUCAGAGACUAUGUCGAGAGUCAUUUCCAGUUGCAGUUGUGUCCAGGUGCAGACUGUCCCAUUGUCAUCAAGGUGCAGGAGCCCCGGGCACGCAGGGUGCAGUGUAGCCGCUGCAGUGAAGUCUUCUGUUUUAAAUGCCGUCAGAUGUACCAUGCACCCACAGAUUGUGCAACAAUCCGGAAAUGGCUGACCAAAUGUGCAGAUGAUUCCGAGACGGCUAACUACAUCAGCGCACACACUAAAGAUUGUCCUAAGUGCAAUAUCUGCAUUGAGAAGAACGGAGGGUGCAAUCACAUGCAAUGCUCCAAGUGCAAACACGACUUCUGCUGGAUGUGUCUUGGUGACUGGAAGACUCACGGCAGUGAAUACUACGAGUGCAGCCGCUACAAAGAGAACCCUGAUAUAGUCAACCAGAGCCAGCAGGCUCAGGCCAGAGAGGCCCUGAAAAAAUACCUGUUCUACUUUGAGAGGUGGGAGAAUCACAACAAGUCUCUGCAGUUGGAGGCUCAGACGUACCAGAGGAUCCAGGAGAAGAUCCAGGAGAGAGUGAUGAACAACCUGGGAACCUGGAUUGACUGGCAGUACCUGCAUAACGCUGCAAAGCUACUGGCUAAGUGUCGCUACACACUGCAGUAUACGUACCCUUACGCCUAUUACAUGGACUCUGGCCCACGCAAGAAACUGUUUGAGUACCAGCAGGCCCAGCUGGAAGCAGAAAUAGAAAACCUGUCGUGGAAGGUGGAGCGGGCUGACACCUAUGAGAGGGGAGUGGUGGGAGGCGAGGGAGAGCUCAGCGCCAGUGACAGAGGGGAUCUGGAGAAUCAGAUGCAUAUUGCUGAGCAGAGGCGCCGCACGCUGCUGAAGGAUUUCCAUGACACCUGAAGCUCCAUCGCGACUGCAAAGCACCAGCAUCUCCCUCCUUACAUCCUUCCUUUCUUCUUUGCCUCCUGCCUUUGCUUCCCUCCAUGACCAUCCCUCGGUGAAGUCUCAUGCUGACCCCUCCUUUUUGCUUCUCUACACUCGCUCGUUCGCUUCUUUUGGUCGUUCCCUCCUCUCACUCCCAUCAUGCUGCAGAGUAACAUCAUGGCACGAUUGUUUCUUCCCUUCCUCUUCUCCUCCUCAACUCAUUUACAUGUUUUGGCUCCAGAUCACUACAUUCACCGUGGUUACGCUUGUUGCAGCUUUUUUUUCUUUCAGAUCUAAUCCUAAAGGUCCAAUUUUGAGGUUGUGUCUGAAAACAGUGGGUAUACUUUUAAAGCCACAUUAAGCUUUUAUACUCUGACACGAGCAGAUAAAGAUUUGUUGAAAAGAGCGGUUAUUCUCAAACAUUAUUCCUGUGAUGCUGGAAUAAUCAUUAGAGAGAAAAGGUAAAAUGAUGCAGAAGCUUUUGUUAAGCAGACAAAGAAGAUGUGGGAGAUAGAAUACGCUUUCUUUCAGGAGACUGUGCUGAUUGUGGAUCUGUAUUUGGUGGUUUCACAUAGACUACAAUGACUAGGGGGCACUUGCUGGCAGUUGUACUUGUAGUACUUACUGGAUUGACCUGAACACAUGCAAAGUAGAUUUUUUUUUUCUUUUCUUUUUUUUUCCCAAACAUUUAAAUUUAAGUUACCUCUCCUAAGCUGCAGAAGGUUAAUAGACAUGAAUAAGAAAUUGAUUACAGCAAAGAUGAUGAUGUAGUAGUUGUGGAAGGUUUAAUGAAAGAAGCUGUGUCUAGUGGAGUGUGAAAUGUGUCACUGCCCUGACUUUGUUUUAUCAACAGGAUAGGGGCAACUUCACACAGCCCAAUGAAGAAUUCUCAAUGGCAGUUUAUGGAGACCUUUCAUUGUAAAGGUGCUUUAUUUCUGCCAUAAAUGUGUAUAUGGUGUGUUUACUGUGGAAAAAAAUGGUGACCUCAGAGUCCCACAUACUCCUCGAAAUGAACAAAAUACAGUAUUUUCCUACUUAUGAUGCAUGUUUAUGUAAACAAAGUACAAAAGAAUAAGAUGAAUGUUUAAAAGACAACUUUUUUUAUACAUAUAGAUUCUGUUGCCAGUGUUUCACAAUAAACACACCUUCCCCCUUUGUUUGUUUGUGUUAGUACCUAACCUGACCUACAGCUACGACUGCCAGCAAAUAGUUGCUAGUCAUUAUGGUCGAAGUAAAACCGCUAAGUCCCAUUCUUGUCUCUUUACAUUCUCCUACUGAUGAUGUUGCUUGAUUUUGUUCAGCUAGUGUAGAUCCAAACCAGUGUGAGCCAGACCUUCUUCAUAAAAAUCUAACAUUUGCACCUCCACUGAUCCGAUGAUGAACUUAAGUGUACUCUCAGCCGUUUGUGCACACGACAGCACCCCCCGCCACCCCUGAUAUUGACACAGCAUUUGCACGCACAUACCAUGUACACAUUGACACACUCGUGCUCAAACACUCCGCUGCAGAAAAUAAACGUUAACAGUUAAUCUGUCUCCUUUCCCCAUCUUGUGCUGUCUUCUCUUUCUUUACCUUCAUCCCCUCACUUUAUUUUGCUCUUUAUUUUCUCCUUUCUUCCUUCUCACAUUGUUCACUUUUCUUCUGGAAAAUGGCUGUUGAUAGAUCGUUAAAAAAAAAAAAUACAAAAAAAUUGUUGUAAUUUUCAACGGUUGUACAUUAAUACAGAAAUAGAGUUACUGAGAGUUUUUAAAACCGGA
Perca flavescens (yellow perch) is the source of this 3700-nucleotide messenger RNA. RefSeq names its product ariadne homolog 2 (Drosophila) (gene arih2). Gene Ontology annotation, molecular function: ubiquitin-protein transferase activity; zinc ion binding. The record is from RefSeq and is a predicted model, not a curated record. NCBI's taxonomy places the organism in Eukaryota, Metazoa, Chordata, Actinopteri, Perciformes, Percidae. Gene Ontology annotation, biological process: protein ubiquitination. The transcript has 15 exons. The coding region runs from base 384 to 1919 and encodes 511 amino acids.